This is a messenger RNA of Cydia amplana, 777 nucleotides long. It is a transcript of the gene Sar1, whose product is annotated as GTP-binding protein SAR1b. The transcript is spliced from 6 exons. Gene Ontology annotation, biological process: membrane organization; vesicle organization; endoplasmic reticulum to Golgi vesicle-mediated transport. The record is from RefSeq and is a predicted model, not a curated record. Gene Ontology annotation, cellular component: COPII vesicle coat; endoplasmic reticulum exit site. Lineage: Eukaryota; Metazoa; Arthropoda; Insecta; Lepidoptera; Tortricidae. The coding region runs from base 172 to 753 and encodes 193 amino acids. Gene Ontology annotation, molecular function: GTP binding; GTPase activity.
AUUGCCAACAGAUUCAUCGCAUAAUCAGAGCCAAGUUCCAACAUACAUUUACCAUCAAUCGAGAGAUAAAUCGUCGAUUUUUGCGACGUAAUUAAUUGGAAUUAAGUGUGAAACAUUGUGAUAAACUUCCUCUAGUAUUAGUUAAUCUAGUUCAAUUUUAAUAAAUUCACAAUGUUCAUCUUGGACUGGUUCACUGGUGUCCUCGGCUUUUUGGGGCUAUGGAAGAAGUCUGGCAAGCUGUUGUUCCUGGGGUUGGACAACGCGGGCAAGACCACGCUCCUGCACAUGCUGAAGGACGACAGACUCGCACAGCAUGUGCCCACAUUGCAUCCCACAUCCGAGGAGCUGUCGAUAGGCAGCAUGCGUUUCACGACGUUCGACCUCGGCGGGCACGCGCAGGCGCGGCGCGUGUGGCGCGACUACUUCCCGGCCGUGGACGCCAUCGUGUUCCUAGUGGACGCGUGCGACCGCGCCAGGCUGCCAGAGUCCAAGGCUGAGCUAGAUUCUUUGCUCACGGACGAGACGCUGAGCAACUGCCCGGUGUUGAUCCUCGGCAACAAGAUCGACAAGCCGGGCGCCGCCAGCGAGGACGAGCUCCGGCAGUUCUUCAACCUGUACCAGCAAACCACGGGCAAGGGCAAGGUGUCGCGGUCGGAGCUGCCGGGGCGGCCGCUGGAGCUGUUCAUGUGCUCGGUGCUGAAGCGCCAGGGCUACGGCGAGGGCUUCCGCUGGCUCGCGCAGUACAUCGACUGAACCUGCCGUCUCACAAACAUCACU